UCCGCGCCCGUCGCCUUCUCUCUGGCUCAGCCCGGGUCGCGCGGGCGCGCCUUCCCGCGCAUGCGUAAUACCGGCGGUGAGGGCGCGGUCGCGCGCCCAGGGGGCGGGGCUCCGCCGCCAUCUUGCCCCGAGCGCGGCCCCGCCGCCAUGGAGCCCAGCGGGGGGGCGCGCAGGGAGCGCCCGAAGCCGCGGGAGCCGGCGGCGCGGCUGGAGAAAGCCAAGCAGAAAUCGGCCCAGCAGGAGCUGAAGCAGCGACAGCGGGCGGAGAUUUACGCCCUGAACCGCGUGAUGACGGAGCUGGAGCAGCAGCAGUUCGACUCCUUCUGCAAGCAGAUGCAGGCGUCCGGCGAGUGAGGAUCGUGAUACCCCCCCGCCUCUGCGCGGCCGCUUUUCUAACCCCUUUUGUUAUUUAUUUACCAAAUAACCGCUCUUUUUGUCGUUGUUUUUUCUAAAAUAAAAGCUGUGGUAGUUCCA
Molecule: messenger RNA, 474 nt
Organism: Columba livia (rock pigeon)
Lineage: Eukaryota; Metazoa; Chordata; Aves; Columbiformes; Columbidae
Gene: SVBP
Product: small vasohibin binding protein
Exons: 3
Coding region: 61-354 (97 amino acids)
Biological process (GO): negative regulation of protein ubiquitination; protein secretion
Cellular component (GO): apical part of cell
Source: RefSeq, a predicted model, not a curated record